AUGGCACAGGUCCGCCAGUCCCUCUCACCAACCGCCAAUCUCCUGCGCAACUCGCGCCUCUUCUCCCUCCCCAACCCGCUCCCUCGACCUCCCGUGAGCGAAACCUUCGGUGCCGGCAUUAGCAAAGCCUCGGACUCGGCCACACUUCCCUAUCCCACACACCAAGCCAUUGCGACCACCAAGAGCUCACUUGCACGAGGCGAUUGGGGCUUGAAGAGGCCGCUGCCAUCGCGGAGUCAUUUGGUGCAGGUUAGCGACCCAGUUCUCAGGGUCACGCAGCUGGAUACCAUUGAGCAUGUCACGGAUUUUGAUAGCGCUGCGGAUCAUGUGCGCACAAGACAAAAGUGGGAGGAGAUGGGUGUGCCCAUGAUGAAGGGCAUGACGCAGAUGCGAGAGUAUGAUUUAUCGGGCACCCCACCAGCUGGCGCCUUCGAGGUCCGCGAUGACACGACGUCGUACGAUACUGACCUGGGCCUGGACGAGGCUGGGCUCCCGCCGCCUGUAGAUCCGAUUGUGCACAACACCAAGCGAUGGAAGCACGAAGGCCCUUGGCUGCCCGGCCUGGGUGCUGAAGGAUUUGCCGAGUAUCUCACAAAGGAGAUUUCCAAGCGACGAGAAGAAUUCAACAAGUACCUGGUCGAGUUCGUCAAGAACGAGAUCUACACCACACGGCGACUUGCUGCAUCGAAAGCCGGCGAAACGGCGCCCAUGGAUAUCCAAGAAGCUGAAAUCUGGCACCAACAACAGGAAAAGCAAUGGUCACGCAUCACCGAUGCAGAAGUCGAUGCCGGCAUCAAGGCGCUGCGAAGAGAAACAGCGAACAACCCCCUUGGCUCGAAACUCGUCACAAAGCUCAUCCUCCCCUUCCUCCGCCUCCCUGAAAUCAAAUUCAAAUACAAGGCGUACGCCGAAGAUGCUUCGAACCGCGACAUCGACCAGUACCAAUUCGACCAAGAAACCGCACCCCUCUCCACCCAUCCCUCAGCAGGUCUUGGCUAUCUACGCACAAAAGCGUAUAUUGCGAACCACCCCAUUCUCGGCCCCCAAAGUAGCCCAUCUCCCGUCCCUGCCCGCGUCAUCCAACCGCGCACAACAUCGACAACCAAGGAAGUCUAUGCCCGUCUCGGUGUAGCCGGCUUCGUAGCCAACGACCAAUUCCGCAGCACAGACACCAGCAGCGCAAGCCGUGCCAACAUCAGCAACGCGCGCGACGUCGAGACAAUCGACAUCGACACCGAGGGCGGCAAGAAGGUCCUCGUCCAGCCCCUGUUUGGCUCCGUCAAAAACGAUGGCCGAAUCCACAUCAAGCUCAAGCGCUCCUCCGGGCCUGAAGUACAGGUUGCACGGGGCGAGUUGGAUGAUAAGCCCCCCGUGCGCGAGGGCUUUGACAGCGAUCCGCUCAUGAGUCUGGGUGACGUGGGCAAGAGUGGUAUCAAGGAGUUGGACGAGCAGAGCGAGCGGGCGAAGCAAAUUAGUAGUUUCUUAGACGGCAUGACGUCAAAAGGGAAGGGGCGGUCGCGAUCAGGCCUCCGUGGCCUGGCAGAUGGGCUGAGAUAGAGAUGGAGGUUGUAGGCUUUGUAGGAUAGUACAUGUUACAUUGUAUAGUUAUGAGCAUCGGAUCGGAACUAGACUUUUGUAUAAAUCCUAUUCUUUCAAACAACUACCGUCAUGUUUUCUCUGCCGCUGUUCAUCAAGGCAAGGCGAGUCUCAAUAUACGUCGCAAAUGUGACUUUCCUACUCGUGCCCAAUAAGUCCACCCUACAGUGAUGAAAAAGGUAUUACUGCAAUCAGCAGAAGGAAACUUUGAAGACUUUGAUGGUCGGUCGGCGUCUCUCAGUGCAGUGUACCGUAGUGUGUGACGUCUACUAUAUACUAUAAGGACAGGAAGUAGUAGUAGUAGGAGU
Cucurbitaria berberidis CBS 394.84 is the source of this 1904-nucleotide messenger RNA. RefSeq lists its product as uncharacterized. The transcript is spliced from 2 exons. Gene Ontology annotation, biological process: mitochondrial translational initiation. The coding region runs from base 1 to 1557 and encodes 518 amino acids. Lineage: Eukaryota; Fungi; Ascomycota; Dothideomycetes; Pleosporales; Cucurbitariaceae. Gene Ontology annotation, molecular function: structural constituent of ribosome. Gene Ontology annotation, cellular component: mitochondrial small ribosomal subunit. The record is from RefSeq and is a predicted model, not a curated record.